This is a messenger RNA of Ostrea edulis (European flat oyster), 647 nucleotides long. RefSeq lists its product as uncharacterized. Lineage: Eukaryota; Metazoa; Mollusca; Bivalvia; Ostreida; Ostreidae. The transcript is spliced from 6 exons. The record is from RefSeq and is a predicted model, not a curated record. The coding region runs from base 235 to 576 and encodes 113 amino acids.
AACAGACAACGUCAUAUAGUAAAUAAGUAGGUAACCGAGGUCUUUAUGACCAAUUUCAUCUGGACGUACAUGUACAUGUACCGAGUUUUGGUUUGAGCGCAAUCCUCUUCAGAUCAACUGGUCCUUUUCUCAAAGACUGUCCUGUUUUUAUCAGAUUAGCGGUCUCUGAGGGUCACAGUCCCCGGUCACUAUCAGUUAAAGCCUCAGAAUCGACACGAGGAACACAUUCUCGGGAUGAAGACCCUAAUUCUGUCAAUGCUGGUGGGUGUCUGCUUUGCUGGUCUCGUGGAACGCGAUACUCUAGACGCUUUGAAACAACUUCAUCUCACCAACUUCAUGACCACUUUGACAACAGACCAACAGCUCUUAUUGAUUGACAUAGUAGCCCAGGCAGACGCCGGAACUCUGACGGACUUCACAAACACGAUCGGGUAUUCCAGGAUACUAGAAAUCUUUAUCGCCCUAAGUGCUGACGAUGAAAGAAUCUUCAAGAAUUAUAUUAUACAGCGAUUAACAUUAGAGGCACAGGGUCCAAUAAAUGCACAUCAUGGUGUCGCUACAGGACACGGAAAAUGAACAUCGCCAAGCAAUCAAAAUUGUUAUACUUAGUUUAUGGAUGCAACAUGUAAAUUAAAAAUUCAAUAUUG